AAUAGAGAACAAAACUUCAGCUACUAUGCUUAUGUUUAGCAAUUACAAACAAAAACUUCAGCUACUAUGCUUAAGUUCAGCAAGUACAAACAAAAACUUCAGCAUACUUGGUUCAGCAAUUUUUGCUAAUUCAGGCCCGUCUGCUAGAAUGCUAAAGUUGCGUAAUUGUCUUUGCUACUUCAGCCCCGAAUGCUGAAGUUAUGUGAAAAAGUGGAUACGCUUGCAAUUUUUUUUUACAAAACGGGCACAAGUUAAAACGUGACCCAAAAAACGGGUAUAAAUACAAAUGCCCCAGAGAGAGAAGACAAAUACAUGAAUUGGGCUGGGGCCAAUUCCAUCGUACCGCAUUGAAGCCCCCUAAAUGGUUUGAUCGUAACCAAAUAAAAGCCCAAACAUUUUUAUUAAAUUUCUACGGUAGCAAUUUAAUGAAGGUGGAAUUGCCACGUAGGUGCAGCCGUUAACAUGAACAAAAACAUAGGACUUAUUACAUCCUCAUCAUUUUUCUGCAUUGGCAAAAUAUGCAAAUGGCUUUCAAAGUGGCAGCGCGUCCUGUUGUUAGACAAGCCAACAUAGCUCUGCUCUUACUUCCUCCUCAUUAUCGCACUACCAAAUCCCACGCUGCUUCUUCUUCUUCACAGGUUCUCCACAAUUCAUUCUCUCUACUGAAUCAAAAUGGACCAAGAUAUUCGAUCAGGGCAAUCAGUGGAACGACUGUGGAUCCCGUUGCACCCAAGAAGGAUAAUGAAGACCACGAAAACUGGAAAAUUAAGAUGCUUUAUGAUGGGGACUGUCCCUUAUGCAUGCGUGAGGUUGACAUGUUAAAGGAGAGGAACAAAGGUUAUGGAACAAUCAAAUUUGUGAACAUUAGUUCUGAUGAAUACAGCCCAGGGGAGAAUGAAGGCCUUGAUUAUAAGACAGUUAUGGGAACAAUACAUGCAAUAUUAUCGGAUGGAACUGUGGUUACAAAUGUCGAGGCAUUUAGACGGCUCUAUGAAGCAGUUGGGUUAGGAUGGGUGUAUGCCAUUACAAAAUAUGAACCUAUUGCAACUAUUGCUGAUACUGUGUAUGGAGUCUGGGCAAAGUAUCGUCUUCAGAUAACAGGUCGACCACCUUUAGAAGAAGUUCUAUUGGCACGAAACAAUAAGGAGGAAAUGUGCAAGGAAAGCAAGGCUUGCAAAAUGUAAGAGUUUCAGAAUGUUGGAGCCAUCGGAUGUUUAUCAACAGAGUCAGAUCUACUUCUACGCUCUUGCUGAAGCUGAUAUAGAGUACAAAUAUGGAAGGCCUUACAGUUGCUUUAGUCUUUUCAGCAAUUACUAUAGAAUUGUAUACAGCACUUGUUUUCUAUUUUUCUACAUAUUUCAAGAAUAGAAGAAUAUACCAGAAUAUACAGAAAUUUCUCCAAUAGUUGGUCAAAUGAUGUAGUUAACAAAUGUAUCCUUUUAAUUCUCUGAA
Nicotiana tabacum (common tobacco) is the source of this 1452-nucleotide messenger RNA. RefSeq lists its product as uncharacterized. The record is from RefSeq and is a predicted model, not a curated record. NCBI's taxonomy places the organism in Eukaryota, Viridiplantae, Streptophyta, Magnoliopsida, Solanales, Solanaceae. Gene Ontology annotation, molecular function: protein-disulfide reductase activity.